Pelmatolapia mariae (spotted tilapia) is the source of this 5876-nucleotide messenger RNA. Its product is annotated as coiled-coil domain-containing protein 9B. Bases 914 to 2947 code for a protein of 677 amino acids. Lineage: Eukaryota; Metazoa; Chordata; Actinopteri; Cichliformes; Cichlidae. The record is from RefSeq and is a predicted model, not a curated record. The transcript is spliced from 15 exons.
UGCCUGUGGUAUUUGUGUGCCAGGCUGUUGCAUGCCUUCAGCGCUCAGACUUUGGUAGAGGCAGAGCUCGGCGUGUGACGAAUGGUGGGAAAUGCAAGCCCCCCACCGCCCCUGCACUGCACCUUUCUUUAGGAUUCUUCUUUAGUACUCUCAACAUGUAGUCUUGACAUCAUGGGAAAAAGAGCUACUGAAACCACAGUGGGAACAAACAGCACAUGCAUCUCAUUUCUGUGAUGCCUGGAUCCACACAGUGGUAUGAUAAGCUAGGAAAGGAGUUCUGUUUAAAAGGUUAGAGUAGUAUUUUAUGUUUUAAUAAAACAAAUUGCCAGUUUUGGAAUCAGCAAGUUUUAGUCUACAUUUUAGAUAAUAAAGGGGAAACUGUUAUUAUAGUGCCAGUGUCUGAAGCAUAAAAACAUACGAGAAAUCGGGCAGAUUUGUUGCCAAGCAUGUGGCGUUCUAUUUACAUAUAGGGAAAAAAAAAGGUGUUUCUUAUUUUUGUUUAUUACAGUGUCAUUUGAGCAAUAGCGCUAAUUUCAGAUUCACAGAGUGCGUCGCAUUAUCGGAGGGUGACAGGUUUUAACCGGCGUGCCUCGAGCAGAGGAUAAGUGAGGAGGGGAAAGAGCAAGUGCUUUAUAGGGGGAGAGGGAGGGUGGGAGGGAGUGAGGACAAGCGGGUAGGAGGCUUGGAGAGGGAGAGAGAGAGCGAGAGAGAGAGCGAGAGAGAGAGCGAGACAGAGAGAGCGGGUGGGCGCUGUGAAAUCCGUUAACAGGGGAGCUCUGUGCAUUUGUUAGACGUCUUGGCUGCUUGCCCAACUUGGCUCAUUGUAAUCAAGGCAUGAUCGUCGACUCCAGCCAGCCCUCUCUGCCGCCACGGCUGCCUUGCGCCUGGACCCAGCCCAGCUCCCAGCGCUGACAUGGAAAGACCAGUGGCAGGAUCGCCGGGUAGGAGGCGGGGGGGAGCCUUGGCAGCUUUCUCCCUACAGGCCGCUUCCUCCCCCUUCUGCCCGCCUGUCCGGGCAUGGAUGCCAUCCGCUGGCAGGGUCUGUGUGCCGUUUGAUCGUGCGAGGGUGUUAGCUGUGCUGCUGCAGUAUCACAGGUCUCCAGGAGCCAGAGGUUUGCCAUUUCUGCAAAGAUUCUCCCCACUUUUUGGUUCGUCGAAGCCGGCGAUCGCUUCACUCUCCGCCAUUGGCCUCCCUGAGAAUCGGAGUCGACAGCGAGUCUCUCUGUUGCGCCUAUUCUUGGUGACCCCCGGUGACAUGAUGCCCAAGAGGGAUCAUGAGAAGGACCUGGAGCUGGACAAGAAGAUUGAGGCUCUCCGCAGGAAGAAUGAAGCUCUCAUGAAGAGGUACAAGGAGGUGGAGGAGGACAGGAAAAGAGCAGAAGAGGAAGGAAUGGCACUGCAGAGCCGGAAGGGCAAAGCCGAUGAUCUUACCAUCACAAUCAGCAAGUCCACUAGUGAUAGUCGUGUGGUGGUGACAAAGCCAUUCAGUGGCGGUUCACCAGCUGGGAAGGGACAGCAGGAAGCCGGACCUGACAGAGGGGGAGAGGCUCCUCCACAGACUGCUGGCCGAGGACACAGGAAGCAGCUAACGGUCACCAUGGCUGGCAAAAAGGGUAAGAGGGUGGUGAGUGAGAGGCCUGAGAAGAGGCUGGGCCCUGUGGACGUCAAGAGCCCCGCCGAUGAUGGACAGGCGAGGCGUGUGGAGUCAGCGGGGAGGGCGAAGCAGCCAUCUCACGUGACCAAGAGAGACUCAGCACCACAGGAUGAGGUCAAACAGGGGCAGAAGCACACUGAGGAGUAUCACGAGGUGUCAGAGCAAUGCCAGGAUAUCGAGAACCUGCAGGCCAUCACAGACCUCAACGUCCCCACAUCGAGAGAGGAGCAGGAGGAAUAUUUAAGGUGGAAGAAGGAGCGUGAGCAGAUUGACAGGGAGAGGGUGGCACGCCAUAAAAAUGCCAAGGGCCAGUGGAGACGAGCGUGGGACAUGGAUAAAACUGACAAUAUGUUUUCAGACAAAUCCCUCUCUGACAGAGACUGGGGGCCUUCCAGCAGAGGGGGAAGAAAUGCUAGAAGAGGACCCAGGGCAGGCAGCGAUUCAAAAGCUCAUGACAAGCGAGGCAAAGACAAGGGAGCCAAAAACGUGCAAGUGAUGAGCAGUAAAGCAAAAGGCAAAGAUCGCCUGACUGGGCGGGCCAGAAGAUGGCAGGCAAAUGAUGAUGGAGAGAACCUACAGAUGCCUGAGACGACACUGGAGGAAUUCCUUGAGGAACUUGAUGCCCUCACAGAUGCUAAUGCAGACAAGCUGAAAGAUCAGGACGCAAAAACAAAGCAGUCACCGAGCCUGGAUUCACUGAACACGCCCGAGGAAGCGAGUGAAUCAGCAGCCUCGGUGUCAGCUGCUUUCCUUAGAGAGGACACCCCGACUCAGGAGAAGGCAGAGGCUUCGUCCUCUCGGGGUUUGGAGAAGAAAGUGCGCUUCUCUGAGGAACUCAUCCAGGGGGCUCAUGCAAGGCAAACCACGGGCUCUCAAGAGUCAGAAUCCAGAGGUCCCAGAUCUUUGAAAGCUUCCUCACCUAAAAAGAACAAGCAUGAAAUGCAGAGGCCAUGUCAGCCUCUUGAAAGUGCCAAGCAGGAUGAUGGGAGUCUUCAGGAUAAAGGAGGUGGUCCAGCUGCACCUUCUUUUGCACAGCAGCAGGGAUCUGAAACUGAUUGCACUAAAAAGGACAGCAGCCCACCCACAGCUCCCAGCUCCCCCCCUGCUGAAAAAGCCUGCACCCCUCUACAUGAGAUCCAGCCCGUGGAGCUUCCCAAGUGCAACAUCAGCAACACAAACACGGAAGAACUGAUAGACUCUGGUCUGUCUGUUCUGAGCCUGGAGUCUGGAGAAACACACCCAACACACUCCACCAGCAGUGACAAGGCACGAGAACAUGGGAAAAUUGUGUAACGGAUGUUUUCUGGAUAUAAACACUGAAACCAAAACACAGCAUUUGGAUGCAUUAUUUUUGCUUCAAAGUAGCUCGUUUGCAAUACUGUUUAUAGCUUACAGGCAAAACUGUGGUUUAAUUUUGCUGUGGGAGCUGAAUUUUUGUCUCAAAUUUGACACAUGAAUGGUGAGACGCCUUUUUCCCGCUCGAUUAUUAUUAGUAUUUUUUUUAUAUAUAUAUAUAUAUAUUUUUUUUUUUACAUCCGAGCACUUUAUGUGUACAAAAACAUGUGUACUGACAUCUUUCUGUAUGGAAGUACGCUGCUUGAGUGCAAUAUCACUGAAUGUUUACACAUUUGUAUGAAAAUGUUGAGGUACAUAUCAGGAGGCUAGCUAAUCGGUUAAAUUUAGAUAGCCCUUGACAUUAAACCAAGCCACAGUCUAAUUACUUAGUGCCUGAUUCUGCCUUAGAGGUAUAUUUUUUAAUUUAUUUAGCUUAUUUAGCAGGGACGAUGCACAAUAAAUAUAUUGUACCGGAUAUAGCUAAAAGCUACUUUUCAGCUGUAGUCCCUGAGUAACUUUUCAGUAACUGAAUAAAGAUUGUAAUAUAUGACGAUACAUAGUUGCAGACCUCCAGUAGAGUUUUUAUUUCUACAUUUAAAAGUAGUAGACGAAUAGAUAUUAUUUAUUAACUGCUUCCAGCAUCCAUAAAUAGCCUUUGAGAAGUAUGAAAUCGGUAUACUGUUAAAACGCACAUUUGAACCCUAAUGUCUUUGGCCAGUGACCAAGACAGUCCAAAGUUUACAAAAUGUUACUACUGACAUGCUGUAAAUGUUUCUGCUAUUAAGAACAUUGAAAGGAGCACGCCACUGAUUUUUGAUAUCAAGACAGGAGCCUGAUGAUGUCAUACUCUGGUUAAGAUUAUCUGAAUUUGGGGAUCAAAUUCAGUCAUGAAACCUCACAACUCUGCCCAUAAGUGAGUGACAGAAACCUACCUGAUUUAAAUUUGGCCUUUUUACUUAUCAAGGUUGUCUCCUUGUGCAGCUCUGAGCCACAUCCACCGUGCCUGCUAUUUUUACAUUGCUUUGUGGUCCGACUACUUUUCACCGGGGAAAAUAGAGGAAGUAUACAUUUCUGUGUCACACUGUGGGGGGGAUAAGCACUGGGGAACUGGAUCUAUGUCCCAGAGAGCAAAGGGUAGCCUGAAAAAGAAAAGAUCUACCCUGUCAGAGCCUUAAGACAGGACAUCCAGAACGUGCUCGUUUCUUCUUUCUUUCACAGUCAUGAGUGUUGUGCACCAUGAAUAUGUCCCCCACACUCAGACAAUUGGCACAGAGUUCUACUGUAACAUCCCGAGGCGUCAGAAGUAAAACAUUCAGUCCAAACCACUGGAACUUGGAUCAGAUGGCGCCCUGAAAAUGCCUUUCUUUUUCUAAAAGCCUGAACUCAAUUUAAAAAAAAUAAAUAAAAAAAGCAGCCACGCUGGAGUAACUUGCAGCGCUGCCCAAGGAGGCUACCUAGAAGAGCAAAUUUGCCCGUUCGAGCUUGUAGUGUUUAAUGCAGAAAUAAAUGCGAUCCAGUUGUAAGAUGACAUAACUCACUAGUGUACUCCUUUAUUGUUAAAAUAAACAGCCAGCUGAUGGCAAAGCAUAACACAUUUGAAAACAUUUGGAUGUUUAAAUAUUGAUUUAUAAUACUGCAGAGUUGAAACCUUGCACACUAUUGUUGUGUUCCCUAAAGCACAGUUUUACAGCUGAAUCCCGAUGAUCCGGUCUUCCUCACACUCUUCUUAUGUUAUGGUUUCCAGGCACUUAAUUUGGGAUUGUAAUGUACUAUGUUAGCUGAUUCUAAACAGUGUACAAAUUCUGGUCUUUGGGCCCCUGUGAGUGGGGAAAAAAUAUCAUUCAAGCAUUUUGAGUUAGGGUGAAUUGAGAAUGCCGGGAUUCAGCUGUAAUUCCCUUUUGUAUUAUUUGUUCUGUAUUAUGUUUGUGAAAGAGAGCCUAAUAUCUUUUGAAAUGCUUCCCUUGAUUAAUAUCUUAGCCAGUUGUUGUGCCUUGCAUAUUGGCUUCUUCAGCUAUUGAAGGUGUACUUUAAUUUAUGGUUUGUAUAUUAACUGCCUCAUUUAUUUUAUUUAUUUGCCUAUCCAUUUUGGACAGCAGAAUGUUACCAAGUAAAUCUCAAGCUGUGUUUCUCUCUGAGUUGUAUUUUUUUUUUUCUCCUUUUUAGAAUUUAUUGCCAGCCUUUGAUGCUAUUUUGGUAAGAAGCGACAGUUAUAUUAAGACGCCUUAAAGGAGCUCUGUCCUCAAAGAAGUUUUUGGCUUUCGUCAAUGCCACCGUGUAGUAAACAGUUAUGUAACUGUAAGUGGAAAACACAGCGGACAUGCUCUGAGCUGCAGUCUUGUCUGUGUCUACGGAGGUUACAUAAAAUCAAAAAAGCAAGAAGCAAGCCACAAUGUUUGAAGCCAGUCCAUCCGUUAAGAAAAAAGGGGCCUUAUUCUGUAUUAUAUGUGGAUAGCAAUCUAUCAGUAGAAGGAAACAUCUGUGUGAAAAACAGGUCACUGAUUCCCUUUGAAGUAUUUUUUAAAUCUCCCUGUGGGAUUUCAUGUAGUGGAAGAAAAUCAAUCAUAGAGCAUUUUAUAUGUGAGUGUUUAGUCCUUGUUCAUUCAGUUUGUUUAACAUCUGCACUGUCACCUUCCUUAAAUGUCAAGUUUCUGAGGUGAGAUAAGUUGAUUGGCGGGGCGUGUGCAAGUACCCCCCACGUGUGUUCACGCACUGUUGUAAUUAGAUGUGCCUGUGUAUGCGUGUGUGCUGCAUUUCGAGGUGUGAUCCCAGCCUUUUUGCUGCUCAGAGUACUCACUCUAGAUUGAGUCCAUGUGCAACAUGACUUCAUUUGCUGAACCGCUCGGAACGAAGCAUACGCCACAUGAAUAAAGAUUUUCUGUGUUUCAAA